AUGAAUCAAGCAAAAAUAGAUCUUUUAUUAGUUGGAGAUGUCACCAUUUGCUACCUGGCUGAUGAUAUACAGAAAUUCUUUCCAAAUUUAGCAGAAGUUACUAUCACCAUUUGCGAAAUGAAGAAGGCAGCUGCCCUUUUGGAUGACUGCAAAUUUGACAUGGUUUUCUUGAAGAUAACUUCAUUGCUCACUGCUGAGGAUCUAGAAGCUGUCAAGUCAAUUAGAUUUGGCAAGAAAAAAAAUACAGACUUGCUGUUUAUUUUUAUAAUCCCUGAAAAUUUUAAAGAUUGUAUUUCAGGGCGUGGAGCCGAUGUUACUUUAACUGAACCACUGACAAGAGAAAAACUUAGUAUUGUGGUAAAAUACUGGAAAACAUAUUUCUCAAACACCAGUAAGAAAGAAAAUGCUCCAAGGCCUGAAGAACAUGGAUGGCCCCUACUGAAUUCCUGUAGUGAACAUCGAGGAUAUUUUUCUACUGAUCUGCUCACUUGCUCUGAAUCUCUGAAAAAUGACAUUGGUUUUGAGUUUAAAAUUCCAUCAUCAGAACUUGAGAAAAGCAAACAGAUGUCUUUGUUUCAUUCAAGCAAAGAGAAGCUAAGAAGAGAACGAAUCAAAUAUUGCUGUGAGCAGCUGCGCAUUCUCUUGCCAUUUAGCAAGGGAAGAAAGAAUGACUCAGCUUCAAUUCUUGAGGCGGCAGUUGAUUAUGUGAAGUAUGUCCGGGAGAAAAUCCCUCCAGCUGCCAUGAUCAAGAUUACAGAAGCCCUUCAGAGUAAUAAGAGGUUUUGUAGGAAACAGAUGCCCAUCCAGCUAUCCCUCCCAUGCACAGUCAAGGCAGAAAGGGAGAACAGUGUGUUGUCAAGCAAUUACUCACCUGUGAGAGGGCUCCAGUUCCUGGCUGAUAAGCACCUGAAUGUGUUUUCCCUUCCUGCCACAGGAAGCUCCUUGGAAGAAGCUGUGAAAGGUCAGUCAAGCUCCACUUCAGAAAGUGCUGUUGGUGAUGUGCAUAAAACUCGAAUUCCAAAUGCAGCCCUCUCUCUCAAUUCCUUCCAUGCUGUCAGAUAUUAUUCUAAAGUCAUCCCUUCCUAUGACGAGACUGCUGUAACAAAUCAGAACAUUCCAGUUCAUUUGCCAUCAGCUGUACCCAAAGUAUCAAAAUUUCUUCCCCAGCACAGCAAUUUGGUGCUGAGCAAGACAUGCACAAUGCAUCCCAACUGUCUGGUCUGUGCUCAAGGCAGUUACAGGAAGCAAGAGAACAAGUGAUACAGUGCAAGUACAAGGGUGAUGUGUUACCGGCUCUGGAGUCACAGAAUCAAAGACGAAGGAGAGAAGUAUUCCUUCAAGACCAGCAUC
Messenger RNA from Octodon degus (degu), 1350 nucleotides. It is a transcript of the gene Sohlh2, whose product is annotated as spermatogenesis and oogenesis specific basic helix-loop-helix 2. The record is from RefSeq and is a predicted model, not a curated record. The transcript is spliced from 12 exons. NCBI's taxonomy places the organism in Eukaryota, Metazoa, Chordata, Mammalia, Rodentia, Octodontidae. The coding region runs from base 1 to 1260 and encodes 419 amino acids. Gene Ontology annotation, biological process: spermatogenesis; regulation of DNA-templated transcription. Gene Ontology annotation, cellular component: nucleus. Gene Ontology annotation, molecular function: protein dimerization activity; DNA-binding transcription factor activity, RNA polymerase II-specific; RNA polymerase II cis-regulatory region sequence-specific DNA binding.